Messenger RNA from Pseudomyrmex gracilis, 2240 nucleotides. Its product is annotated as cytochrome P450 4g15-like. NCBI's taxonomy places the organism in Eukaryota, Metazoa, Arthropoda, Insecta, Hymenoptera, Formicidae. The coding region runs from base 128 to 1807 and encodes 559 amino acids. The transcript has 9 exons. Gene Ontology annotation, molecular function: monooxygenase activity; iron ion binding; oxidoreductase activity, acting on paired donors, with incorporation or reduction of molecular oxygen. The record is from RefSeq and is a predicted model, not a curated record.
UGUUCUGCAUUCUCUGUUUACCAGACGAAAAAGACUCGUCGCGACGUAACAGAACAUUUUUCGUGUGUAACGAAUAUAACUUCUAAUAACAAACAUACCAUUACCUGCACUAAUUUGUACAACAGCAAUGGAUACGAUUUUUGAAACGGUGCAGCAUUUAUCUAAUACUUAUUCUCUGCUAGCUGUCUUCGUCGUUACGUCGCUGAUUGCAAUGCAUCUUUACAUCGAGAAUUCUCGACAAGUUCGUAUUGCAAACAAGUUACCAGGUCCGGUAAGUCUACCUUUAAUAGGUAACGCAUAUUUGGGUAUAGGACAAGAUCCUCAUUUUAUGUACGAUCUUGCUAUGAAAUUUCACAAACAAUACGGAUCGGUAACAAGAGCGUAUGGUGGAACGAAAGUGCUGAUAUUUUUAACACACCCGCAAGAUAUCGAAUUGAUUUUGGGCAGUUCCGUGCAUCUCGACAAAUCAGUAGAAUAUCGAUUUUUUCAACCAUGGCUUGGCGACGGUUUGCUGAUUACAAGUGGAAAAAAGUGGUACAGGCACAGAAAAGUGAUAGCACCUACGUUUCACAUAAGUGUCCUGAAGUCUUUCGUACCUCUGUUUUACGAAAACAGCAUAGAACUCGUAAGACGGCUUCGCGAUAAAAUUGGAAAAGACUUUGAUUGUCAUGAUUAUUUGUCGGCAGUAACAGUUGAUAUUUUAACCGAAACAGUAAUGGGAGUUAAACGAGAGAAACGGCCAAAAUCCGGAUAUGAUUAUGCCAUGGCUGUAAUGAAAUUGUCCGAUAUUAUACAUCGAAGACAUUAUGACAUGUGGUGUUUGGUGGCAUUCAAGUUAACCAAGUAUUACCGUCUUCAAAAGAAACUCCUUAAAAUUGUUCACGCGGUAACAAAUACCGUGAUCAAAGUGAAAUCGGAAGAUGUCGAAAAGAAACUUGAGACUGGACAGAAGGAAAACCAGCAAAACGAAAAGCCGACGAAAAAUGUGAAAAGCGAUACCUCCAAUUACACAAAGUUGCACUACGUUAAAGACGAUCUUGAUGACAUCGACGAAAACGAUGUGGGCGACAAAAAGCGACUUGCCUUUCUGGAAACGUUAAUUACCAUGAAACAGCAAGGUGGACAGAUGACUGACGAAGAAAUCUGGGAAGAAGUGAACACCAUCAUGUUUGAGGGACACGACACCACAGCGGCUGGUUCUAGUUUCGUACUGUGCGUGUUGGGAUGUUUGCCUGAUAUACAGGCUCGCGUGCACCAAGAACUGGACGCGAUUUUUGGCGACAGCGACAGACAGUGCACCUUCUCGGACACGAUGGAAAUGAAAUAUCUCGAAAGAGUAAUUCUGGAGACUUUGAGACUUUUCCCGCCGGUACCUAUAAUUGCCAGGCGUCUUAACGAAGAUGUUAAGUUAGUUACGAACAAUUACGUGAUUCCGAAGGACGUCACGAUAGUGAUUGCGCAAGUGGCGACGCAUCGUUUGGAGGAGUUCUACCCGAAUCCCGAGAACUUCAAUCCGGAUAACUUCUUACCGGAAAGGAUGCAGAAAAGACCGUAUUACUCUUAUAUUCCUUUCAGCGCCGGACCAAGGUCGUGCGUGGGACGUAAAUACGCCAUGCUGAAGCUAAAGGUUCUACUGUCGACAAUAUUGAGAAAUUAUCGCAUCAUUUCCGACGAACAUUACAAAGAUUUCAAGCUGCGAGCUGACAUUAUCCUGAAAAAGGACAACGGAUUUAUGAUCAGAAUCGAGCCGCGCAAGUCGGCAGCGUCUCCCGAAUCAAACUCGACUCCGAUUUCUGUAAAAGCGUAAAUUGUCGAUCAAUCGCGAUUGAUCACUAAUCUGUAUUUAGGCUUAAGAAAAGUUCACUGGUGUUAUUGUAUCAAAGGUUUCGUCAGGUAGCGGUUGUCACAUUGAUUUUAUUAAGACAUAUGUUUAUCCAGUUUAUUUCCUUUCAACUUUCUCUCGAAAGAUUCGCUUCUUUAUUUUUUUUCACAAGAAUGUACUUGUAAGACAUCUUGUGAUAUUUAUUUUUAUAUUUACAUCUAUUUAAUCUAGUUGAUUAUUGUUCUAUUAAAUUUAUUUAUAAAUAUCGUGUCACCAAAUAAAAUACUACGAAAUAAAGAGUAUGACAUAUUCGCAUCUUACGUUGUUUUAAUAACACGGAGUGUGUAAUGUUUUUUUUAAACUAAUGUAAGUACAAUAACGAUUUGAGCGGUUUAAUGUUCAAUUCUCAUUUAUAGAU